Messenger RNA from Adineta ricciae, 447 nucleotides. The record is from the annotation of a GenBank genome assembly. NCBI's taxonomy places the organism in Eukaryota, Metazoa, Rotifera, Eurotatoria, Adinetida, Adinetidae.
AUGUAUUUCAAUCGAAAUAUUUUCGAAGUGAAGGAUAUCGAUAGUGGCGGAAAGAAAUUUCUUCGCGUUUCGCGAAUUUUUUGUGAGUCCGAAUCGUUUAAAAUGGAUUUAAUUCUCGAUGUCAACACACAAAUCUAUCCGAUGGAACUUGGUGAUAAAUUUCGUUUGAAAAUAUGCACAACCUUACGCGAAGAUGGAAAACCUGAUACAGGUGAAUUCAAUCAACAUGAUACUGCACCAAGUCGAGCCGAUCAAUUUGAAUAUGUAAUGUACGGGCAAGUCUAUCGAAUCGAAGGUGAUGAAUCUGGCAGUGAAACGGCGUCGACGUUAUCAGCCUACGUCUCAUUUGGUGGUCUUCUCAUGCGUUUGAAAGGUGAUGCAAACAAUUUACAUGGAUUUAAGAUUGAUUCCAGUGUUUAUUUACUUAUGAAAAAACUAGCCUUUUGA